AUGCACUACUUUGGCCUCCUCACCUUACUUUCUCUUAUACCAUUCACUGAAUCAACUUCUCUCCCUUUAGGAUAUCUCCAUCAUCCUCAGCCUAGAAGUGACCAUGGUGUAUUGGAAGAAAGACAAACUGAUGGUACAGGUUGGCACGGAUACAGAAGUGUAGGAUAUUAUCCAAACUGGGUCAUAUACAAUGAUGAUCCAUUCACUGUAAACGAUAUCACAGCAAAGGAUUUCACUCAUAUCAUAUACGCUUUUGCCAACGUUGAUCGAAAUAGUGGAGCGGUUUAUUUAGGUGACAAUUAUGCGGAUACUCAAUUCCCCUAUCCAGGUGAUAAUCCAGAUAAUGAUCAAGGUAACAACCUAUAUGGGAACUUGAAACAACUUUUCCUAUUAAAAAAGAAUAACAGGAAUCUAAAAAUCCAAUUAGGCAUAGGAGGUGCUACAUAUUCAUCCAUCGCCAGAGCUCACUGGUACACUCAUACUUGUUCUAGUCCGAUGACUGCUCAAACUGCUUCUCUCGUUGAUCUUUUCAAACGAUUGAGGACUAGUCUUAACAACGCUGCUAGCCAAAUUGGAGGUGGUCAUUUCAUUCUUUCUUGGGCCGCAGCGUGUGGUUUUCCUAAUUGGUCUGCACAAGAUGUUCGUGGUAUGGAUCAGUACCUUGAUUAUUGGAAUCUAAUGGCAUACGACUUUUCCGGACCUUGGACAGAUAUGGCUCUUCCUGCAUCAAAUCUUCUACCCGAUAAGAGAUCUUCCGAUGUGAACGCAUCUGGAUCACAAUGUCUACAACAUUAUAUCGAUUCAGGUGUUGACUCCAGAAAACUCAAUCUUGGGUUGCCACUUUACGGAACUGGAUUUACUGGGACUCGAGGGAUGUGGACUUCGUAUUCCGGGAACGAACAAUACAACACCGCCGAAUUGCCACUUGAUGGUGAUCCGGUUCAAUACGAUGCUGCUCUUGGAGGAUCCUGGAGUUAUAACCCAUCAACAGGAAGAGUCGUUUCCUUCGAUACACCAACAUUAGCAAUUCAAAAAGCCAACUAUGUGAUUUCACACAAUAUCGGUGGAAUGAUGUAUUGGUCAAUUGAUGGUGAUUAUACUAAAUUACAACCUAUCGCAGCAAGUUUACCUGAUAGACCCGCAAGACAAGGAUUAGACUCCAACGGUCAAAAAUGUACUUGUCCACCUGUCCCAGGAGGAGGAAAUAAUGUUCCUAUCAAUACCAAUAUCGGAUAUAGUCUUGUCGAUACUGUCGUUACCGCUUUCAAAAGGAAUGGAGGUGGUUUGGAUAAUACUCAGAAUAGAUUAAAGUAUCCUAAUUCAGAAUACGAUAAUAUUCGAAACGGACUUUGA
Kwoniella shivajii is the source of this 1353-nucleotide messenger RNA. RefSeq lists its product as uncharacterized. The transcript has 13 exons. The record is from RefSeq and is a predicted model, not a curated record. Gene Ontology annotation, cellular component: extracellular region. Gene Ontology annotation, biological process: chitin catabolic process; carbohydrate metabolic process. The coding region runs from base 1 to 1353 and encodes 450 amino acids. NCBI's taxonomy places the organism in Eukaryota, Fungi, Basidiomycota, Tremellomycetes, Tremellales, Cryptococcaceae. Gene Ontology annotation, molecular function: chitin binding; chitinase activity.